GUCUGCAAUCCUUGUGUCUUUGCCGAUAUGUAUUAAAAUGGCAUGAAGAGAUUGCUCAACCGUUCAUCCAUUUCUAGCACACUACAUUCACAAAUAUGCUACAAAUUAUCAGAAAUCUUUACCCUUUGUUUUUAUUUCCUAAUCUCCCACUUGACUGAUAUUGUUAUCCUUUUCAAGAAAGCAAAACCAAGAAACAGAAAAGGCUAAUUUAAAUUCGAACAGCCAUUGCCUUCACUUGUUGGGUGACAGAAAAUGUAUACUGGAGACAAUCAUCUACAUUGCAUGUUAGAGCAUUGACAUCUUGUUUUGCUAGAAUAACAUGGGAAGAAAAUUAGAAUAUAUAGGUAUUUUGAUUAUCUUACUAAACUCUGUUGCCUAAUUAGUAAUUACUGGUUUUUUCCUUGCAGGGCCCUCCAUUAAGUAUUGUACAUCCCAGCUAUGUUUUGUAUGCAUAGUCAUUUAUGGGUCCCUUCACAACGUCCCAAUGAGAUGGAAGAUGAGUUGGAUAUGCUAAGGUUAAGCUCUCAAGGCUGUCGGAUAUCUUCUACUUCUGGCAUGGAGGAACCAAGGCAGAAAAGGUCAUUUUCAAGAUAUCUUUCUUGUCCUAGUCAUCCAUGUUUUAUUCCUCAAACUUGAGGUAAUGGAGAAGACAAAUAGAAAAUCUAUUGCAAGUUGUUUUUUAGAUUCUACUGAUAUUGUCCUGACAUUAUCAAAUUGUUCACCUUAUCUGGAUGUCACUUGUGAGUAACAAAUGCAUACUAGUUUGAUGUCUCUCUCAAUGGAGAACCUUUUGUUUAUAUACACAAUAUAUAUUGCAUUCAAAC
Messenger RNA from Rubroshorea leprosula, 824 nucleotides. Lineage: Eukaryota; Viridiplantae; Streptophyta; Magnoliopsida; Malvales; Dipterocarpaceae. The record is from the annotation of a GenBank genome assembly.